Papaver somniferum (opium poppy) is the source of this 609-nucleotide messenger RNA. RefSeq lists its product as uncharacterized. Bases 1 to 609 code for a protein of 202 amino acids. Gene Ontology annotation, molecular function: RNA-DNA hybrid ribonuclease activity; nucleic acid binding. The record is from RefSeq and is a predicted model, not a curated record. Lineage: Eukaryota; Viridiplantae; Streptophyta; Magnoliopsida; Ranunculales; Papaveraceae. The transcript has a single exon.
AUGAUAACGUCAUUAAGAAGACUAGAAGGUGUUUUCCUUCAAUGUGCCAUUUGUGUAGACGAGAUUGCGAAACUCUUAGCCAUAUUACUUGUCAGUGCAGAUUUUCCAAGAGAUUUGGUGGCUUCGUAUAAGGCUGCUAAGGGGUGCAGCAGGAUGAUUAAGGAUCUGUGGUUGGUUGCUAAUCUUGCAAUCACUACGAAGUUAUGGAGGCUGCGCAACAAAUUUUAUUUUGAAGAUGUUGUUGUGCAUUGGCUAGGUCUUAAAGGUAGAGUUUAUCAGUUAAUUCAUGAUAACUCAAUAUGGAUGAAGGGCCAUAUGAAUAAUACAAUGGAGGAUUUACGCAUCUUGAAUUAUUUCAAAGUGAAGCAUAGAUCGUGCAAAGUUUCUUCUCCAAUUGAGGUAAGGUGGUGUCCUCCUAACCAAGAUGAAAUCAUGAUUUGCUGUGAUGGUGCAUCCCUUGGGAAUCCAGGCCCGGCUGGUACUGGCGUUACUUUUCGUGAUGCAAACACAUCUGUUUUGGGAGUCCUCUGUGUUGGCCUGGGAUUGCAGACAAACUUUUAUGCGGAAGUGUGCGCAGUUAUAUAUGGUACUAUGUUGGCCAGAAGGUAG